This is a messenger RNA of Penicillium cataractarum, 690 nucleotides long. RefSeq names its product RING-H2 finger protein. NCBI's taxonomy places the organism in Eukaryota, Fungi, Ascomycota, Eurotiomycetes, Eurotiales, Aspergillaceae. Gene Ontology annotation, molecular function: zinc ion binding. The transcript is spliced from 2 exons. Bases 1 to 690 code for a protein of 229 amino acids. The record is from RefSeq and is a predicted model, not a curated record.
AUGGGCUCAAAUUACGUGCGCUUCGCUUCCGACAUCGUCUCCAAUACAGCCAUGCUCUCGGCUAGGUCAACAUCCACAGCCACCGACGGCGCGGGACUCUCAAGCGCUGAAAAAGUCACCCUGUAUGUUAUCGCAGCGAUAGUGGCUGUUCUUAUUACUGUGGGUAUCACGAUCGCCGUCCUUCGGACACAGUGCCAUGAUGGACCAUGGACUGCUCAUUCCUCGGGACAGCCGCGACAACGCAGUAUGACGAAAGCACUGCUCAAAUCUAUUCCAUUGGUGCAAUAUGAUGAUGAAAAUGAUGCUUUGAAUGGAAAGGCUCGGCCAGCGAACGACUCUGGGAAGACUACGUCUAUUGUCGAAACGGCGAUGUCUAUGUGUGCUAUUUGUACGGAUGAAUUUGUCAAAAAUCAACUCGUGCGAGUCUUGCCUUGUGGGCAUUUAUUUCAUCAGAACUGUGUUGAUGAAUGGCUGGUCAGAAGGUCGCGGACAUGUCCUACAUGUCGAUAUGAACUCACGCCAUCUGGGAAAAGUCAAACCACUGAGAUGGCUAAAAAUGCGGAUGAUAUUGAAGUUGGAUUGCCAGACGUCGAGGCUCGGCAUACGCAGCCCCACGGUCGAUUGCAUCGGUACCUGCGCAGUCUGCGCUCUACGUUGCGGAGGGACGGUAACACUUCUGGGUCGCUAUGA